AUGGUUGUGGUUGACGCCGCCACCACCCUGAACCAGUUCAUCAGCUUCAUCACCAGCGAGUUUGAAGAGUUGCUUGCAAUCUAUUAUGGUUUGAAUCUAGCUUGGGACUAUGGCGCUCGCAAGGUGGAAUGUCAAUCGGAUUCCCUUGAUGCUGUGAAUCUUGUGUUGUCAAACCCUUCGCAGAGACACAUGUAUGCUUCCCUCAUAUGGGAUAUUAAGGACCUCUUAGCUCGUGCGUGGGAUGUGCAGCUUUACCAUACUCUCCGGGAGGGGAACGCUUGUGCUGAUUUCCUAGCAAACAUGGGGCGCAACAGAAUAACAAGCUCGUGA
Lotus japonicus is the source of this 330-nucleotide messenger RNA. RefSeq lists its product as uncharacterized. The record is from RefSeq and is a predicted model, not a curated record. NCBI's taxonomy places the organism in Eukaryota, Viridiplantae, Streptophyta, Magnoliopsida, Fabales, Fabaceae. Gene Ontology annotation, molecular function: RNA-DNA hybrid ribonuclease activity; nucleic acid binding. The transcript is spliced from 2 exons. The coding region runs from base 1 to 330 and encodes 109 amino acids.